AUGGCUGCGUCGCCGGCAACUGUUCCUCCGGCGAUCUCUCCACCGGCGCUCACAGCCUUGUCACUUGCUCCGUCGUCCGAAGCUGAACCGUCUUCUCACCAGACGGAGACGGAGCCCUCCAUCCUGAAAAGUUUCGCCCAAAACACCACGAUGGAAGAGCAACCACAGGACGUCGUCACCGCCGCCACUCCCUCAGCAACCCCAAUCACCACCGUCGCUGCGACCCCUGUCGCCACCUCCACAGCAAUCUCUGAAACCCUUGUUCCGGUCACCACCGCACCUCCAGAGAUCCUUGUCUCCAGUACCGCUAGGUCGACCGAGGCCUCCGCUGCCGCCACAAAUCUUGAAAGGGUUUUUUACCCCGAUCCACAAAAUGUCAUUCUUCCAGUCACCGUUCAUUUUGCUUCUCCGGCCAACUCAUCAAUGCCUACGAAGGUGGCCCCAAAUCCAAAGAAGAGAAGCCAAAAAAAUGUGGAGCAACCCAAACCAAGAAAAAUUUCGACGCGCCGUUCUGAUCGCAUCAUACAACAGCCGCGAAAAUCAGGCCCAAAAUCGCCUAUUCACAUCGAUCUUGAAGAUGAGGAGGAAACUUCCGGUGAUGAAUCAAAUGCCCAGGGUGAUGAUGAGGCAACAGGACAAUCUUUUGAGGGGAAGAAGCUGUCCGAUCUCCCUCUAUCUGAUGCCCACCAGACACAAUCUUCAAAAGCAGCAGUGGUUGAUGAAGAAUCAGAUGAAUACCAUGCCUUCAGCGACUUUGAUUUAAAGAUGGAAAAAGCUCUCACCACUGAACUCUACGACGUCGCAGCCGCUACUCGUAGGAAAACUAUCCAAGGGGCGGUAUGUUACACUGAAAGAAUAGUGGAUGAGAAAACAAUACAGUAUGUCUAUGCGAAUAUGCAUAUUUCCUUUGGUGAUCCGUUGUCUAACAAAUUUGGGAAGAUUUUUGUCUACAACAAAGUUUACAAUCUGUCUCCUAGUGUUAUCAAUGAAGUCUUUGAGUUUCCUGAGGUCCAAGGUGAGAAUGUGAAGGACCUAGAUGCUGUGGCACGUGUUAUCACUGGUGGAAAUCAACACACAUGGACACCACCGAUGAAGGUAUCGUCCCUUACUCAUCUGUAUUCUGUCCUCCACAAGGUCAUGACAGUCAACUGGAUUGUCUCCUCUAACUCUACGGUGGUCACCCAACAGCAUGGGAUCUUGCUGUAUUGUAUUGGCCUCAACAAGCCCUUCAAUCUUGGGCAAACAAUCUUUGACCAGAUUGCCUCCUGCAGUGAUAAGUCCCAACUUGCAUUUCUUCAUUUUCCUUCACUCAUUUACACGGUUCUGAAAAAUUAG
This is a messenger RNA of Salvia miltiorrhiza (redroot sage), 1335 nucleotides long. RefSeq lists its product as uncharacterized. The record is from RefSeq and is a predicted model, not a curated record. Lineage: Eukaryota; Viridiplantae; Streptophyta; Magnoliopsida; Lamiales; Lamiaceae. The transcript is spliced from 2 exons. The coding region runs from base 1 to 1335 and encodes 444 amino acids.